AUUAGUUUAAAUAUAAUCAAUAGUUUUUGUUUAUUAAUUUCUUUUCUUUUGUGUUACUCUAUUAGCUUUGGAAUCAAAUUUAUUCAAUAAAAUGUCUUCGCUAAUAUCUUCAAUGAAAAGUUCAAAUAUAAUAAUAUUGUCGGGACUGGCCUUCUGUGCCAUUAGUGGUGCUCUGCUUUAUGUGGUGCGACACCAGACACGACGCCAUUAUCUAAAUGCCGCCAAAAUUGUUAAGAUAAUUAUAUAUCCGGUUAAAUCUCUCCCUGGCAUUGAAGUGAAUGAGGCCACUGUCACCAAAAGUGGUCUCAAAUGUGGACUCUUUAGAGAUAGGUCCUGGGUAUUAGUCAACGAAGAGAAUCGCUUCGUAACACAAAGAACUGAGGAAUCAUUAGCUCUGUUGAGACAAAGUCUUCACGACAAUGAGCUUUGGAUUGAUGGCCCGAAUAUGCCAACACUUAAGCUGACAGUCAAAUUCAACAAAUCUGCCAAUGAUAUUAUUGCAUUUCAAGACGGGUCCGCUCUUCUGGUUAUAAAUCAGAAUUCAAUCAAUGAUUUAAAUGAAAGGCUUCCCAAUGAGACUAAAGUGAGUCACAAAAACUUUAGACCAAAUAUAUUGAUCACCGAUUGUGAGGCCUUUGAAGAGGACAACUGGAAGUACGUUAAGAUUAGAGACAUUGACUUCACUUUCUUGAAGCCGUGUGACAGAUGUGUAUUGACUACAAUAAAUCCCGACACCGGU
Oppiella nova is the source of this 739-nucleotide messenger RNA. The record is from the annotation of a GenBank genome assembly. NCBI's taxonomy places the organism in Eukaryota, Metazoa, Arthropoda, Arachnida, Sarcoptiformes, Oppiidae.